AUGCAAUUUAGGAUUGGAGGAGCCGGCAUUGAAAGGAGUCUGCAACUUCAAGAAUUAGAGUGCCUUCGACUAGAAGCAUAUGAGAACUCACGACUUUACAAGGAAAAGGUUAAGGCGGUGCAUGACAAGAAUAUCAAGAGAAGAGAGUUUAGAGUUGGGAAUUUGGGUCUCCUCUAUAACUCAAGGCUGGGACUCAUGCCAGGAAAGCUGAGAUCAAGGUGGGAAAGACCCUACAGGGUAGAGAAGGCUGAGCCUUAUGGAGUCUUCCACUUGAGCCAUCCGUCAAGCCCCACCUUCUUCAAGGUAAAUGGCCACCGCUUGAAGCUAUAUCAUGGUGAGAAGAUGAAGAGCAACAAGGAGCUAGAGAUCUUCCUCUUGAAGGAUCCAGUACAAGAAGAGGACUAA
Molecule: messenger RNA, 405 nt
Organism: Arachis duranensis
Lineage: Eukaryota; Viridiplantae; Streptophyta; Magnoliopsida; Fabales; Fabaceae
Exons: 1
Coding region: 1-405 (134 amino acids)
Source: RefSeq, a predicted model, not a curated record